Messenger RNA from Chelonoidis abingdonii (Abingdon island giant tortoise), 1623 nucleotides. The record is from RefSeq and is a predicted model, not a curated record. Lineage: Eukaryota; Metazoa; Chordata; Testudines; Testudinidae.
AUGGCGAUUCUGCGGGGAAGGAGGGCAGGGACCAUGGGGCUGGGGGGUCUCCUCAUCCCCCUCCUUGUUGUCAGGGUGGCCCAGUCCCAGCUGAUUGUGUCCGUGGGGCCCUCUCCAGUGAGGGCCAUGCUGGGAUCAGACGUGCUGCUGCCGUGUAGCUUCACUGUGGGCGAAACCAUCAGUCUGCCUAAAUUCUACCUGGCCUGGGCCCGGGGAGCUGAGAAGGUGGCCGAGUACCUCAGAGAAAAGCCGACUCAGCAGCCCAAGGUGAAGCUUUUCCUGGAGGAGCUGAGCAAGGGGAACUGCUCCCUGGGGCUGAGGAUCGUGAGAGUGGAGGAUGAAGGCAGAUACACCAGCACCCUCAUCUACACGCCCGACAGAUCUGAGCAGCACCUGGAGCUGCAGGUGACAGCUGCUCCCCGACUUUCCAUCCCCCAGCAAUUGGCCGGGACAGGCACAGAGACCUCCUUCCCCUGCCAUGUGUGGGGAUUCUACCCCCAGGACAUCACCGUCACGUGGCUGAGAGACAGGCGGGUUCUGACCGACGCCACCCGCUCUGCCCCCCAGAGGAACCCGGACGGGACCUUUAACCUCACCCUGACCUACACCUUCACCCCCACGGCGAGCGAUUCCGGUAGCAUCUUCUCCUGCCGCGUCACCCACGCGGCUCUGGCCCAGCCCCUGCAGGAGGAGUUCGCCCUGGAUGUCACAGGUGCAGACACAGCUCCUUCAAAGGCCAUCACCGGGGUCUGCAUCGCACUGCUGCUAGUCAUGGUGGCUGGGUUAGUCAUUUACUACAGGAGACGGCGGAGGGCGUGGAAAGGUCCUUCCAGUGCAGUGGAGACGCCCUCCAAGGCCCCAGCUAGGAGCAGAGAGAAGAUGUGCAGCGAGGACACGGUGCUGAUGGGGAAUGAUGGGGUCAGCGACAGCGGGGAGGGGUCUGAGCAGCAGCCGCUGUUACCUGCUCAGGGCCAGGAGCAGAGCGAGACACAGCAGCAGGACGGGGUGCAGGGCACAGCAGGUUCCAAUUCUGGAUCAAAAGCAUCUGACGUAAGCGCAAGGGCAUCAUCCUGGAACAUGCAGAGGGGCCCAGAGGCAGAGAGGCCAUCCCUGAACACAGAGCCAUCGGGGGAUAUCAGAGCCCUAGAUGAGGAGCGAGUGGGGGCAGCCUCCCCACAGGCACAGCCGGAGGCAGAGGUGGCAUUCCCAGCCCAGCCCCAAAUGGCUGUGGAGGAGGGAGAGACGGAUCUGAGCCAGCAAAGUCAGGAGGUGAUGCUGCCCAUGAGCCAGCCUGGCAAGAAGUGUCAGGCCGGGCGGGGCCGGCGGCGCAGGAAGACGGAGGAGUUCAGGCGGGCGGCCGACGGCCAGAAAGGAGAGGCGCCGGGAGAAGCGUGGUCUUGGGCGGACCGACGGCGGGGGUCAGGCGGUGGCCGAUCGGCCAGAAGACGGAGGGUCAGCGUGGCGACCGGCCAGCAAGACGGGAGGCAGGGGCGGCCAGCGGCCGAAAGACCGGCGAAGUCCUGGGGGCGACCGACGUGCGAGGUUGGGGGCGACCGGGGCCAGAGACGGCGAGGGUCAGGGGCGCGCGAGGGCCAGAAAACGGCUAAGGUCGCGGGCGACUGA